Molecule: messenger RNA, 2159 nt
Organism: Vanessa atalanta (red admiral)
Lineage: Eukaryota; Metazoa; Arthropoda; Insecta; Lepidoptera; Nymphalidae
Exons: 9
Coding region: 182-1414 (410 amino acids)
Biological process (GO): regulation of transcription by RNA polymerase II
Cellular component (GO): transcription regulator complex
Molecular function (GO): transcription coregulator activity
Source: RefSeq, a predicted model, not a curated record
UAAGAAUAUUUAGAUUAUUAAGAUUGACAAUUUAUGUGAAAAUAAGUAGUUGCAUAUUGUUGUUAAAAAUAGCUAAGAAAUAGACGAGUAAACAAUGACAAAUGAAAUUAAUAGCCUUCUGUUGUGUCUAAGUGUAAAUUAAAGAUUUAAUUUAUUAUUGCCGGAAUAUUGUAACUACAAAAUGCCUGCCGUAACGUCAACAACAGCUGAAGAUCAAAACGAUGGAGAUCAGAAAAUGUGGAGUGCCCUCAAAAGAUAUAUAAUACGAGAAAGGCAAAGAAAGAAAGAAGAAUAUGAAGCAGAGGUAGAAGAAGAAAGAUUGAGAAAGGAGCGGGAGGCACGAGAAAGGCAAGAUGUCAUGACAUUAGAAGAAACUAAGGAACAGAUUGAGCAACUAGAACAGAAGUUAAAACAAUUAGAGAAAGAAAAACAACAGUUGUUCAUGCAACUUAAAAGAGUACUUAAUGAAGAUGAAAUCAGAAAGAGACAGCAACAAAAAGAGACCAAUGAUAUGCAGUCAAUGAAGAUGCCUAUGGGUAAUAUCCAGAUACCUAUGUUCUCUGUACCGACAUCAAUGGGUCAAGGAGAGCCUCCGCAAUCACAAGGCAGAGCACCACCACUAACAACCCAUAUCAUGAACAAAAAUAAGCACUCAAACUACAUGCUGUUCCCACAACAGCAGAGCUUAGUCAGAGGUCCAAUACAAUCAAAUGUGAAACGAACAAGGAGUCCUUCACCAACCUAUGCUCUGUACGCACAUAGAUUGCAUCAGCCUCCUAUGAAGCACCAAGCCGUCUACUCUGACCACAAAGUAGAGGAUGGUCGUAUGGGCCGCCAAAUGGCGCGCGCAGUGCUUUGGACCAAGUCGCCGCAAUACGCAUCGAACGUGAGCGGGUCGGGUGUUUCGUCGGGCUACUACGCGAUGCCGACGUCGGGCGUGGUGGGUGUGGUGGCGGAGCGUCCGCCCCCGCUGCUGUACGCGCACCACGGACACACGCCGCACGCGCACACUCCGCACACCCCGCACACUCCGCACCAGUCGCACCAGCCGCACCAGCCGCACCAACCCCACCAGACCCAUCACACGAACCUCAUGUACGCGCCCGCGCAGCCGCAGCUCUACUUGGACAUGCUGAAGAACAGGGACGGUCAGCAGCACUCCGAACAGAAGAAGGAGGCCCAGCCGCAGGUACUGAUCGGGCUGAGCGAGGGCCACCACCCGUCGGUGAGCAGCGGCGUGUCGUACGCGCAGCCGCCGCCCGCCGCGCGCCACCUCGCCAUCCACCCGCCCGCGCCGCAGCACGCCAACAUGCAGACAGCGAAACCAGGGAGUAUAACCCAGGGUUACCCAGUUCAGCAAUCAAAUCCAAAUGUACAGAACCCGAAUAUAUAUCCCAACAGACACCGCUAUUAGCUAAUGAUCGUCCAGCGAGACGCCUCACCACCACAACCAUCAAGAAAUAUAAUCAUGCAUACCAGAACUUAUAAAGAUCUUUAGUACAAACAUUAUUCAAUGAUAUUUAAAAUGGUGACUUUAAAAAGAACGUUUUAUUUUUAUAUUUUAUUAUGCGAUAGUUUCGUUAUAUUUCAUUAUUAUACAGUGUAUGUGUUAGUCGGUACAGUUAAAUUGGUAUUAUAAUAGUUGUAUAUAAAAUUAUUACAAGCAAUGAAUACUAGCUAUUUGAAAAAGCCAUUCGCCAGAGAAUGAUUCUUGACUGAGUUGAUCUGUAAAAAAUACUAUAGAUUUUUUGUUUUUUUUUUGUAUGUUUUACGAUCAGACUGAGGGCUUAGUUUCAUAUUUUAAUGUUAUCGAGUUAACCUAGUGUUCAUUGUUUGUAACAUGCUUAUUUUUUUGCGAUAAUCCUAAAAUUAUUGUCUAUAACAAUUAAAUUAGAAAAAAUAUGAUUAAAUGUAAUUUAUUUUUACAUAUUUGGUAGUGGUUUCUAUUCAAGUUCUUAAUUUCUUUUUUCUUAAUUUAGCAAUAGGUAAGUUUAUUUUCAUAAUCUGUGGCAAUGAUCUGUAAUGACACCUGCAAGUUUAUCCAUUUAUAGAACUUGGUGUUCAAAUUGCCCAAUAAUAUUACAUGUAUAGAUUUUAUUGUAUUAUAGAUAUAUUUUUUUUAAAUUAAACAUUUAAUUUUUCACGUCUAAGAAAUUUGU